Epinephelus moara (kelp grouper) is the source of this 955-nucleotide messenger RNA. Its product is annotated as regulator of G-protein signaling 9-binding protein. The transcript is spliced from 4 exons. Gene Ontology annotation, cellular component: neuron projection. NCBI's taxonomy places the organism in Eukaryota, Metazoa, Chordata, Actinopteri, Perciformes, Serranidae. The record is from RefSeq and is a predicted model, not a curated record. Gene Ontology annotation, biological process: G protein-coupled receptor signaling pathway. Bases 14 to 748 code for a protein of 244 amino acids.
GGGUGAUGACAUCAUGAGUCGGUGGCGUCGUUCAGUGGACGAGCUGGCAGCGAGGCGGCGGCAGCAGGUCGAGUGUGAGCGCGCUCAGGAGGCUCUCAGUCGGGUCACUUCCUGUUUCCAACAGCUGGCAGCAUCACUCGGCAGCUCUGCGGACUGCAGCUUCCUGCGAGAUGAGAUGGACGAGACAAGAGCGCUAGCACACCGAAUCUGCAGCGGCCUGUCCCGGCGUCUGGUGCGUCUGCUUUCAGACGGUGACUCCGCCCCCACAGGUGUGGAGGACAGACAGGUAUCAGAACGUCUGUGGGUUCUCUUCCUGUCGUCAUUAGAGAGCUUCCUGUCUGACCUCCGUAAGGCCUGCGGUCUGAUUGGACAGUUCCCUCUGACCCAGCGCUAUGACAGACGCUCCCUAGUCAACACAGGAUGUAUUGAUGGCGUGGUGGGGGUGGCAGCUCGAGUGGCUUCAGUCCAGGCACCGUGGCUCACCUUGGAGGAGGAGCCAAGCCCUGAUCUGACCAGUCAUAUUGCAGGACUGGAAACCAUGCUGAGUGAGAUGCAGCUGAGGGUUCCUGUUGCCUUCUGGUCCGUAGAGGCGACCCAGCCAGCGUGGGCUGAAGCUUGCGCUGAACUGGACGAACCAGACGACACCCUGGAAGACCUGAUGGAGGUUGAGGUAGUCUCCAACAGCAACAGCAAUAAGAUGGUAGCCUGCUGCCAGCCACCGUGCUGGGGACUGGGCUGUGUCGGGUAGAGGGUGGAGGAGGUGGAGUCCUGACUCAGCUGCAUUAAACACACCUGACAAGAUUACAGGAUACUCAUGACUGUGUGUGAAUAAUAAAUGUUUAAUAGAAGUUUAGAUUAGACUAAUCCAACUGUUGAUCUGAUCAGAUUAGAUUACAACCAUUGAUCACAUUCGAUUACUACAACCAUUGAUCAGAUUAGAUUACCAUUAAUAAAU